Molecule: messenger RNA, 1289 nt
Organism: Galendromus occidentalis (western predatory mite)
Lineage: Eukaryota; Metazoa; Arthropoda; Arachnida; Mesostigmata; Phytoseiidae
Gene: Pu
Product: GTP cyclohydrolase punch
Exons: 8
Coding region: 104-790 (228 amino acids)
Biological process (GO): tetrahydrobiopterin biosynthetic process; tetrahydrofolate biosynthetic process
Cellular component (GO): cytoplasm
Molecular function (GO): GTP binding; zinc ion binding; GTP cyclohydrolase I activity
Source: RefSeq, a predicted model, not a curated record
CUUCCAGUGCGCAUCUUCUUAAUCCCAUUGACUACUGCGGCAUCACCUGCGAAUUCCAACUGCUUCACAAGUUUCCUCUAUUCAAGUUCCUCCGGUCAGCCCGAUGGCCACCCCGAAGUCGCUCAGUCUGGCUGAUUCUAGCGCCUCACGAUCGAUGGCUUCUAUGAGACAAUUGACUUCUCCUGUGCCACGCCGAUCAGUCGACGAAGAAGAUGACAUCGCGAUCAAGCUGAGCGUCCAUUUCGAGAAAGUUUUGCAAGACCUCGGCGAAGACACAACCCGCCAAGGUCUUGUCAAGACACCUCUUCGCGCGGCGAAAGCGCUCAUGCAUUUCACGAAAGGUUACAACGAGACCGUCAGGGAGGUUGUUGGCGGAGGGAUUUUCGUUGAAAACACCGAUGAAAUGGUGAUAGUCAAGGACAUUGAGAUUUUCUCGUUAUGCGAGCACCACUUAGUGCCAUUUUUUGGCAAGAUAUCCAUAGGCUAUCUGCCAAAUAAGCGGGUGCUGGGACUCAGCAAGAUAGCCAGAAUUUGUGAAAUUUACGCCCGACGUUUACAAUUGCAAGAGAGGCUGACGAAGCAGAUCGCUAUCGCCAUUGAGGAAGCUAUAUCCCCCACCGGAGUCGGUGUCGUUGUCGAGUGCACGCACAUGUGCAUGGUUAUGCGAGGGGUGCAGAAAAUCAACUCCCGCACAAUUACGUCCACAAUGCUCGGAUACUUCAGAGAAGAUCCUAAAACGCGGGACGAAUUCUUGACGCUGACGGGUAGCGGGAAAAAUCGGUCGCUGUAGAAUGUUCAUCGAGUUCGGAAAGAGCACGGAAUUUUCCUCGCUGCCGCGCUACUGCUGCUAAAUGUUUACCGCAUCUCCCCAAACGCACGCGAGAAUCAGCCGCGCGAAAGCUUGCAUUAAUAUUCACUUCGGAUUCUCCUUGAUCAUCCGAUCUCCGAAAAGUCCCUGCAACGAAGAGGAGUGACGACGGGAUUCCUCUGUUCAUGUUCUCUUGUUCCCGCAUCGAUGGCCGUAUGCGUCGGAGCAAUGUCCGGCUGCGAAACCACCAUAUUCGACGGCUUGGUGCAUACAUAGGUUGAGAGAGCAAAGAGAAUGGAAAGGCCAUUGAUGGUUCUUCUUCAUCCACAUCAGUGUGAUGCCCGGUUGCUUCUGCUUUCGUGAUGCUCGGUGUAUGCUGAAGCCGAUACGCUCCCAGCUUCAGGCACACUCUGCAUCCUCUCGUGGCUCCAUGUCGCCCGGAUUUCGAUGUUCGAUUGCCAGAAAUGCGAGAAGUCCAUCA